GUUUCAGCAACCCUGGUCUAGAUCCAUAACAUCUCUGUUUCGUCGCACACUGAAUAGAACCAAAUUGAUAAAAUGGCGAGUUUGGCAACCAAGGGAUCAGGACUUGUAAACAGGCUCCUUACUCAGGCGAGGCCCCAACUGGACGUGUUCCUGAAGUACGCCAAGGUGGAGCUGACGCCCCCGACACCCGCUGAUAUCCCAGCCAUCCGCCAAGGACUCGGCAAUAUCAUCAAGGGAGCCAAGACCGGUGCCUACAAGAACCUCACCGUUCGGGAGGCCUGGCUUAACACCCUGGUGACUGCCGAGGUCAUCUUUUGGUUCUACAUUGGCGAGUGCAUCGGCAAACGCCACAUUGUGGGCUACAAUGUCUAAAUUUACUAUAGUCUCCGCUUGGAAGUCAUUGGAAUGGGAAACGUUAUCUUAAAGCAGAUGUGUAAUAUAUUUGUAUGUCUGCGAACAUUUCGAUUAUGAAUAAAGUGAAAUAGUAACAUAAAAUUACGAAAAUUUUCGAAAAACGAAAA
Molecule: messenger RNA, 521 nt
Organism: Drosophila eugracilis
Lineage: Eukaryota; Metazoa; Arthropoda; Insecta; Diptera; Drosophilidae
Gene: ATPsynG
Product: ATP synthase subunit g, mitochondrial
Exons: 3
Coding region: 73-372 (99 amino acids)
Biological process (GO): proton motive force-driven ATP synthesis
Molecular function (GO): proton transmembrane transporter activity
Source: RefSeq, a predicted model, not a curated record